CCGUAUUCAUCCCGAAAAGGCGGUGUUCAUUGGAUCUGGCUGGUGGAUAACUUCGCAUCACCAAUGGCAAGACAACGCGGUGAGCGCAGGAACCACUGUCGAACCGUCCCAAGGCUUUUAGCAUGUAACCAUGAAGCAAAGCAAAAGCGGGCACUCGAGUGACGGAUGGAUCAUGUUGGAAGCGGUCUGCUGCAGGACGCUGGGGCUUGCCUAUGCUGCAAGUGCGCAUCAUUUACGGCAUCAAAUCAGCUGGUUGGCUUCUUGUUGAGAAGCGGAGCAGGCAUUGGCUGUAUUGGAUUGCGUUCCCCCCCCUCACACAUGCCAUCAAACCCCGGCCACUCUAUUAUUUCACACCACGGCCGUCAGCCAGUGAGACAAGACCUAAGGCCCUACUCCGUCAUAUGCUUUUCCUUCCCGCUGCACACACAGAGUAACACACCUACCACACAUAUUUUCCCACAACCUGCGUCACAUUACGCGCAUAUUCGCAUCCCGAUCAUACCUACUGCUGAGGCUUCGUGCGCCGAAAGUGAGAAAACAAACAGACGAGGGAAGACACCAAACAGAGAAUACCUGGGAAAGCAUAGACGAUGAGACUCAGAUCGCGCAAAUAUAGACCAACCUCUCCUGACUGAUAUACUAUCUGCUACUCAUUUUGAAAUCAAAUAAAAACCCGGCACGCGGUGGCAGAGUGAGACCCGGGAAUCAAAUAAUCAUGUCCGACUUGGGCCGCCAGUGGGCCCUUCUCCUAGUCCUGACCGCCCUCCUUCUCUCCGUCUUGGUGCUCGGACAAAUCGUCACUCGCUACACGUCCGCGUACCGCUCCGCGCCCACGGAGGUCUCGGCCUUUCUAGACGCCCUCGACUCGUCCGUGGAGGAGAACGAAUCCUACGACCGCGACCUAAGCCGCGUCCCCCGCCUCGAGGACAAGAUUCGUCUGGGUCGCCUGCUGCGCGAUAUACAAAAGGCCGGCGAUGACCUGCGCGAGGAUCUGAAUGGGCUCCUGCUCGUCGCAGACCAUGGCGGCCUCGUCCCAGCCGUUGAUGAAGUGGCACCCGCCGCCGCCGACUCCAAACCCGGCGCUGCCAGCAAUGAUGUCGUCUCAUCCAUCCCGCGCCUGCGCCUCUCAGCCCGCCUCCUCUGGUCUGCGCGGCGCGCCGAGCUGUCGGAGCGAGUGCGCCGCCUGGACAUGCUCAGGAUGAGGUUUCUGGUCAUGUACAUGAGCAUUGUCGCCUCCACAACCAGCGCCGCCGCUGAGCUGGCGCAAAAGACUGCCAUGACGUCGACGAUGCAGCGCGAUCCUGAAAAGCCCUCGGGUCUCGGCAUAAUCAGCCCCGAUCAGACGCCGCCUCAGGGCCGCGCGCAACUUGCCUCCCCGUUGACCGAGACACCCAGCCCUAUCCAAGAACCGCCCCCGAACUUUCCCGCACUCGGGGCGUCGAUUCGUGAAGCCAUCAAGCGCAGGCCUCCGCUGCGUCGCAUUACCACACAAGCCAUGGGCCACCACACAGGGACCGAUGACGACGACGGCCCUGGAGGCAACGGCGGCGCUCAUCGCCGGGGCUGGGCUGGCGUAGUUCAGGAGCUGCAGCGAUCCCCUUUGAUGCACAAGCGUCAUAUGAGCAUUGAGAACGCGAUGGCCAGGAGCAUGUCACCCUGAGGCCUUGGACUUUUCUACCCCGAUUCCGCAUCACAAACAGCCGACCCCUGAUUCCAUCCACUCAUCCAUCUUACUUCGGAACCCAACCACAAUUUUACGAAAACAUAGGCAUCACCUGGCGUCCGGCGUUCUUCCCAUUACUACUCCCCCUUUGGACUUAACAUGGCAUCCUUACUCCGCGAUACUGUGACACGAGUGAUGCGCUCAACUCUCAAAAUCCAGCAGGCGCAUUUUUGCCCCUUGACGCAAGACUUUACACUACGGCCACGUCCACGUUCAACUUGUGAUGUGUUACGCAUGCAAUGACCACAAAACGACCCAAAACCAAAUCAUCACACGAUGUGACGCAAACGAUACAACGACAAAAAAUCGAUUAUCGCAACCAAAUGGAACCUUUUCUUUUUUUCUUCUCUUUACACUUUGACAUUCAACAUCCUACUCCUCCCCACCCUACACCAUUUAACUAACAUGCGUCUCUUCACGGAUACCCCCUUUGUUGCCCUUUGCUUCUUUUUCUCCUUUUUUUCUUCUUUACUUUCCAAGGGCGCUCGACAAUGAGCAUGUAAACACUUGCUCUCUAGCUUGUGUUUUUUUUUAUUAACCCUUGUUUAUUUCUUCACCGUUGUGCUUUGCCGAUAUAAUCUUUUACUUCAGCUACAGUUUGACUGCACUUGUUCAUUAGACCAAGUAAGAGAGGUCCGACAUCAGUAAGCGAAUAUCUUUUUGUAAAUACUCCCCCUUUCCUAUCAGCCAUAGCAUGACCGAAAUUCAUGGAUGUUGAAAUUCAUUCAAACAAAUUCCAUUCAGAGGAGCCC
Molecule: messenger RNA, 2475 nt
Organism: Pyricularia oryzae 70-15
Lineage: Eukaryota; Fungi; Ascomycota; Sordariomycetes; Magnaporthales; Pyriculariaceae
Exons: 1
Coding region: 716-1660 (314 amino acids)
Source: RefSeq, a predicted model, not a curated record